AUGAAAAUAUUAAUAUUUCGUUUUAUAUUUAUUUGGGCUUAUAUAAUUUUUGUCACAUAUGUUAAUUGUAUAUAUUACAUAAAUUUUAGCAAUAUAUUAUUAUUUAAUAUCCAAAAAAAUAAUAAUUAUUCUCAAUGUUUCCGAAAUGAAUAUAUAGAAGAAUACAACUAUUUUAAAAAACCGAAUUCUAUAUUUUUCAAAACACAAAAUAUAAAUAAUUGUGACAAAAUAAAUAAUUGUGACAAAAUAAAUAAAUUGUUGCCCCCUAAAAACGUUUCAAUAAAUGAUGAUAUAAAAAAUGUCAACUGCAAUUGCAAAAAUAAUAAAUCUUAUUUGACAUGUUAUGAUAUCUUUCACAAUUUUUGUUCAAAAAAAGUCGAAAAAGUAAAAAAAAAAUCGACAAAAUCGGCAAAAAAUAACGUUUGCAAUAAUUACAUAAUAAAUUUAAAUCAAGAAAGCUUUGACCAAAUAUAUAAAUAUGAUACCCAAGAAAUUGAGAGUAUAUUAUAUUUUCUUAAAACUUACACAAAAAUUAUUAGUCAUGAUACAAUAAGGGUAGUGAGGAAUGUUCAUUUUUUCAACCUCUCAUUUUUGGAUCUAAGAAAUUCAAAAGUUUAUAAAAUCGAGCAAGUGCUUAUUAGUAAAAAUGAAAUAGACAAACACAAUCGAAAUUUAUUUUAUUUUUACAACAUAGAAAACGGAAUAAGCGAAGCAAGCAAAACAAAUGGAGAGGCUUGUGAAAACAAUUUUGAGCUAAUUCGUGAAAUAUAUAGCUAUAAUAUAUAUAUUUAUAUAACGAGCAUAUUCAAUAGGGUAUUAUUAAAACCUGUACAUAUAGAUACCAUAAAAAAACAAGAAACCUUUUUAUCUUAUAAUACAGAUAACAACAAUUUAUAUAUCAAUAAUUAUAUAAAUAAUAACAAAAAUUAUAAUAAUCUCAAAAGAGGUGAAAAAUAUGCUUCCAAUAAUAUACAUAUAAAUAAAGGGAAUAAGCUCAUAACUGUUGAAAAAAAUAAUAGCAAAAAUAACCUUACAUUUUGCAAAAAUACAAGAAUAAAAAAUGUUGAUACUUAUGUAAAUUUUGUGAAGAAAUAUUUACAAUAUAAAUUAUAUAAUAAUGAAAAAAAUGUUAAUAAACAUGAAAAAAAAAACAAUCCAUAUAUAGUAACAAAUGGAAAGUUUUUAUUUUUGAAAAAUUAUUAUUACAAUAAUUUUGUUUUGAAAAAAAAUGAAAAAAAUUAUGAUAUCAAGAAUGAUAUAAAAAAAGUGCCUAUUUUUAAAAAGGAAUUAAUCAUAUUUGAUUAUUUAAAAAAAAAUAUAUCCUAUAUUAUCAUUAAUAAAAAUGAACAACAUAAUUACAACUAUUCAAUACCCAUAAAAAAUAAUUUUGUUGAUUUGAAAAAUGUCUAUGUUCAUGAUUUUAAAAGAUUUAGUUAUUUUAACAAAAUAUAUAAAGUUUUGGACAUAAAACAUAGCAAACAAAUAAAAAAUAAACACAGUAAAAAAAAUAGAAAAAAACUAAAAAAAUAUUACAACAUGCAAAAUGAUAACUCUAUAUGUAUAUAUCCACAAUCUAAUGAAUAUGAACAAGAAAAAUCUUUCUUUGAUAAUAAUAACAAUCCUUUUUGCUAUUUUAAAAAUAUUGGUUUAAAUACAUGCACAUUGGAAAAUGAAAAUACUUCACUAAAAACCGAAAUUGUAAUACUAGACAAACAAAUUAAUACACUAGAAAUUAUAGUAAAAAAAGCAAAUAAAACAUACAUGGAUAAUUUUUUAAAAACUAAAAAUAAAAGUAAUACAAAUAUUUUGUCCAUAAACAAAGCUUUCAAUUAUAGAGAAGAAAUCAAAAAAGAUAUGAACACCGUAAGAAAAAAAAAAUAUUUAAGCCCAAAAGAGUAUAAAAAUUAUGAACAAGUCAGCCAAAAGGCGUAUAAAAAUUAUGAACAAAUCAGCCAAAAUGGGUAUAAAAAUUAUGAACAUAACAAUAUUUACCAAAUUAACACAUUCAAUAGUUUAUGGUAUGAAAUAAACAAAUACUUAUAUAUAAUGUACGUAAUAAUUGCAAACAAUAUUAAUAAUUAUAUUUUUCAAUUAAUUGAUGUGUUUAGACAAUAUAAAUUUUAUACUAAUAAUAUAAAAUAUGAACACACACAAAACAUUAUAUCAAAUAGUUAUAAACCAGAAAAAGAAAUUGAUAAACAUUUUAUAUACAACAUUUUAUUUACUAUUUUGAAAGAUAUAGAAUUUGUAAAUUUUUUUAAUACAUCCGAAAAAAAUGAGGAUAAUCAUAAUUUAAAAAAUUUUAAUGUUUGUAAAUUUGAUUAUAUAGAAAAUUUUAAAACAAAUUCAAUAAAUCCAUUUAUUACAAAAAAAAAAAAUAUGAUCUCUAACACUUGUAUUGAUACAAAUUUAACAAUAAAACAAUCAAGAUGUUAUUUUGUCAGUUAUGAAAUGGGAGAUUAUUUUAUUCAAGUAAAUAACAAAACAAAAAUGGAUAAUAAUAAUAAUAAUGAUAAAAUUGAGGAAAUUAUUAUUGAUUCGAUUAUAUCAGAACAUGAAAAAAAAAUUAUUGAAAAUAUGAAAACACAUUUAAAUUAUUCUAUAGAUUUUCCUUUAUAUCUUAAUAAAAUAUAUCCAGAUAUAUAUAACACUGAUUGUAAUAUAUUUAAUAAAUUAAAAUGGGUAUUAAGUAUAUUUUUAAUACCUUCAUGGAUAAUAAUUAUUCUAAUAUAUAUAAUAAUGUCACAAGAAAUUUGGAGACAUGAAUUAUUAAACCCAUUACACAAAUUAUUAUUAUCUCCUUCAAUCAUACGAUUAUCAUCUUUUAUAAUUUUAUUAAUAUUUUGUAAUUUUCAUUGUUAUUAUAUGUAUAAUAAAAUUAUGGAAUAUGCUAUAUUAGCAUUUAUGACACUAAACACAUUAUUCAAUACUUUAUUUUUUGGCAAUCUUUUAUUAAUUAGUAAAGGAUAUAUGAUAACACGAAGAUAUUUCAACAAACAAGAAUGCUUAUUUUUGACAAUAAUAAUUUGUUAUAUAUAUAUAUUAAUAUCAUUUAAUCAAUUAAAUAUUAUAAAUGAUGGAUAUAUGUUAAUUUAUUUGUAUUCCUUUUUAUUAUAUAUGCUUGUUGUAAAUAUAUUUUCUAUUAUAAAUUUUUUAAAUGAAAAAUUGGCAUAUGUAAGAGAUAUAGGAAUGUAUAAUUGGGAACAAUCUCUAUAUACCAAGAUUAAUAUGUAUAAACAUUAUCUUUGUAUUGUUAUCAUAUUUUUUUUAUUUGAAAUUAUUUUGCAUACCCUUAAUAUAACAUUAAGAUUAUUUUCAAGAAACAUUGCUUUAAUUCAAUAUACCAUCGAAUUUGUUAUGUGGGCUUCCGUAUUAUAUAUAUUCAGAUAUCGAGAAGAUGUUUUAUAUUAUUCUAUUUUAUAUGGAAAUACCCCUUUUAAAACUGUACCGUUAUAUAUAUAUAAUUAUAAAGAAGAAUCAUGUAAAAAUCCAGAAUUUGAUAUAGAGACAAAAAAUGAAAAAGAUAAUGCACCUAUAAUUAUUUUAAAUCCACUAGAAUUUCCAAAUCAAAAUUUGUUAUCAUCUUUGGAUGUCGGAUGGAUAGUUAGACAUCACUACCAACGAUUAAACAUUUGA
Molecule: messenger RNA, 3636 nt
Organism: Plasmodium yoelii
Lineage: Eukaryota; Apicomplexa; Aconoidasida; Haemosporida; Plasmodiidae
Product: conserved Plasmodium protein, unknown function
Exons: 1
Coding region: 1-3636 (1211 amino acids)
Source: RefSeq, a predicted model, not a curated record